This is a messenger RNA of Papilio machaon (common yellow swallowtail), 428 nucleotides long. Its product is annotated as nidogen-like. The record is from RefSeq and is a predicted model, not a curated record. The transcript has 3 exons. Bases 1 to 384 code for a protein of 127 amino acids. NCBI's taxonomy places the organism in Eukaryota, Metazoa, Arthropoda, Insecta, Lepidoptera, Papilionidae.
AUGUAUAGGCAGGGCAAUGAUGAAAAAUUUGGUGUUCAUCAAUUCAGCAUCAGGUGUGUCAGCAUCACCACCUCCGAAAGGGAGAUCAUCGCCGCCAACUACUCACAUCCCUUCCGUCUCGCCAUCAGCGGCGACAAGUUCUACUGGACAGACUGGCGAACACUGGAUAUCGAAUUUAUAGACACAGCGACUCAAGUGAAAGGCCGGCUUCCGAUAGCCGCGGCCACAAGGAGGCUGUACGGAGUCGCCGUGGCCCCUGAGGAGUGUCCCACACACACCAACGUGUGCCAAUACAGGAACGGCAACUGUGGCCCAGGACAACUCUGCUUACCCGACGGCAGGGGCGGCAGGACUUGCCUCGACGGAGACAAAAAUACUAAUUAAGUAUUGCCAGUCAUUGGAACCUACCAAAGAGUAGUUUUAGUAAA